CGGAGCAGACGGGAGUUUCUCCUCGGGGUCGGAGCAGGAGGCACGCGCAGUGUGAGGCCACGCAUGAGCGGACGCUAACCCCCUCCCCAGCCGCAAAGAGUCUACAUGUCUAGGGCCUAGACAUGUUCAGCUUUGUGGACCUCCGGCUCCUGCUCCUCUUAGCGGCCACCGCCCUCCUGACGCACGGCCAAGAGGAAGGCCAAGUCGAGGGCCAAGACGAAGACAUCCCACCAAUCACCUGCGUACAGAACGGCCUCAGGUACCAUGAUCGAGACGUGUGGAAACCCGAGCCCUGCCGGAUCUGCGUCUGCGACAACGGCAAGGUGUUGUGCGAUGACGUGAUCUGUGACGAGACCAAGAACUGCCCCGGAGCCGAAGUCCCCGAGGGCGAGUGCUGUCCCGUCUGCCCCGACGGCUCAGAAUCACCCACCGACCAAGAAACCACCGGCGUCGAGGGACCUAAGGGAGACACUGGCCCCCGAGGUCCAAGGGGACCCGCAGGCCCCCCUGGCCGAGAUGGCAUCCCUGGACAGCCUGGACUUCCCGGACCCCCCGGACCCCCCGGACCUCCCGGACCCCCUGGCCUCGGAGGAAACUUCGCUCCCCAGUUGUCUUAUGGCUAUGAUGAGAAAUCAACCGGAGGAAUUUCCGUGCCUGGUCCCAUGGGUCCCUCUGGUCCUCGUGGUCUCCCUGGCCCCCCUGGUGCACCUGGUCCUCAAGGCUUCCAAGGUCCCCCUGGUGAGCCUGGCGAGCCUGGAGCUUCAGGUCCCAUGGGUCCCCGAGGUCCCCCUGGCCCCCCUGGAAAGAACGGAGAUGAUGGGGAAGCUGGAAAACCUGGUCGUCCUGGUGAGCGUGGGCCUCCUGGGCCUCAGGGUGCUCGAGGAUUGCCCGGAACAGCUGGCCUCCCUGGAAUGAAGGGACACAGAGGUUUCAGUGGUUUGGAUGGUGCCAAGGGAGAUGCUGGUCCUGCUGGUCCCAAGGGUGAGCCUGGCAGCCCUGGUGAAAAUGGAGCUCCUGGUCAGAUGGGCCCCCGUGGUCUGCCUGGUGAGAGAGGUCGCCCUGGAGCCCCUGGCCCUGCUGGUGCUCGCGGAAACGAUGGUGCUACUGGUGCUGCCGGACCCCCUGGUCCUACUGGCCCCGCUGGUCCUCCUGGCUUCCCUGGUGCUGUUGGUGCUAAGGGCGAAGCUGGUCCCCAAGGUGCCCGAGGCUCUGAAGGUCCCCAGGGUGUGCGUGGUGAGCCUGGCCCCCCUGGCCCUGCUGGUGCUGCUGGCCCUGCUGGAAACCCUGGUGCUGAUGGACAGCCUGGCGCUAAAGGUGCCAAUGGUGCUCCUGGUAUUGCUGGUGCUCCUGGCUUCCCUGGUGCCCGAGGCCCCUCUGGACCCCAGGGCCCCAGCGGCCCUCCCGGUCCCAAGGGUAACAGCGGUGAACCUGGUGCUCCCGGCAGCAAAGGAGACACUGGUGCUAAGGGAGAACCCGGCCCCGUUGGUGUUCAAGGACCUCCUGGCCCUGCUGGAGAGGAAGGAAAGCGAGGAGCUCGAGGUGAACCCGGACCCACUGGCCUGCCCGGACCCCCUGGCGAGCGUGGUGGACCUGGUAGCCGUGGUUUCCCUGGUGCAGAUGGUGUUGCUGGUCCCAAGGGUCCCGCUGGUGAACGUGGUUCUCCUGGCCCUGCUGGCCCCAAAGGAUCUCCUGGUGAAGCUGGUCGUCCCGGUGAAGCUGGUCUGCCUGGUGCCAAGGGUCUGACUGGAAGCCCUGGCAGCCCUGGUCCUGAUGGCAAAACUGGCCCCCCUGGUCCCGCCGGUCAAGAUGGUCGCCCCGGACCACCAGGCCCCCCUGGUGCCCGUGGUCAGGCUGGUGUGAUGGGAUUCCCUGGACCUAAAGGUGCUGCUGGAGAGCCCGGCAAGGCUGGAGAGCGAGGUGUUCCCGGACCCCCUGGCGCUGUCGGUCCUGCUGGCAAAGAUGGAGAGGCUGGAGCUCAGGGACCCCCUGGCCCUGCUGGUCCCGCUGGCGAGAGAGGUGAACAAGGCCCUGCUGGCUCCCCCGGAUUCCAGGGUCUCCCUGGCCCCGCUGGUCCUCCCGGUGAAGCAGGCAAACCUGGUGAACAGGGUGUUCCUGGAGACCUUGGUGCCCCCGGCCCCUCUGGAGCAAGAGGCGAGAGAGGAUUCCCUGGCGAGCGUGGUGUGCAAGGUCCCCCUGGUCCUGCUGGUCCCCGGGGGGCCAAUGGUGCUCCCGGCAAUGAUGGUGCUAAGGGUGAUGCUGGUGCCCCUGGAGCUCCCGGUAGCCAGGGCGCCCCUGGCCUUCAGGGAAUGCCUGGUGAACGUGGUGCAGCUGGUCUUCCAGGGCCUAAGGGUGACAGAGGUGAUGCUGGUCCCAAAGGUGCUGACGGCUCUCCUGGCAAAGAUGGCGUCCGUGGUCUGACUGGCCCCAUUGGUCCUCCUGGUCCUGCUGGUGCCCCUGGUGACAAGGGUGAAACUGGUCCCAGCGGCCCUGCUGGUCCCACUGGAGCUCGUGGUGCCCCCGGAGACCGUGGUGAGCCUGGUCCCCCCGGCCCUGCUGGCUUCGCUGGCCCCCCUGGUGCUGAUGGCCAACCCGGUGCUAAAGGCGAACCUGGUGAUGCUGGUGCUAAAGGCGAUGCUGGUCCUCCUGGCCCUGCCGGACCCGCUGGACCCCCUGGCCCCAUUGGUAAUGUUGGUGCUCCUGGACCCAAAGGUGCUCGUGGCAGCGCUGGUCCCCCUGGUGCUACUGGUUUUCCUGGUGCUGCUGGCCGAGUCGGUCCUCCUGGCCCCUCUGGAAAUGCUGGAGCCCCUGGCCCUCCUGGUCCUGCUGGCAAAGAAGGCGGCAAAGGUCCCCGUGGUGAGACUGGCCCUGCUGGACGUCCUGGUGAAGUUGGUCCCCCUGGUCCCCCUGGCCCCGCUGGCGAGAAAGGAUCCCCUGGUGCUGAUGGGCCUGCUGGUGCUCCUGGUACUCCCGGGCCUCAAGGUAUUGCUGGACAGCGUGGUGUGGUCGGCCUGCCUGGUCAGAGAGGAGAAAGAGGCUUCCCUGGUCUUCCUGGCCCCUCUGGUGAACCUGGCAAACAAGGUCCCUCUGGAGCAAGUGGUGAACGUGGUCCCCCUGGUCCCAUGGGCCCCCCUGGACUGGCCGGACCCCCUGGUGAAUCUGGACGUGAGGGAGCUCCUGGUGCCGAAGGUUCCCCUGGACGAGAUGGUUCUCCUGGCCCCAAGGGUGACCGUGGUGAGACUGGCCCCGCUGGACCUCCUGGUGCUCCUGGUGCUCCUGGCGCCCCUGGCCCCGUUGGCCCUGCUGGCAAGAGUGGUGAUCGUGGUGAGACUGGUCCUGCCGGUCCCGCUGGUCCUGUCGGCCCUGUUGGCGCCCGUGGCCCCGCUGGACCCCAAGGCCCCCGUGGUGACAAGGGUGAGACAGGCGAACAGGGCGACAGAGGCAUAAAGGGUCACCGUGGCUUCUCUGGCCUCCAGGGUCCCCCUGGCCCUCCUGGCUCUCCUGGCGAACAAGGUCCCUCUGGAGCCUCUGGUCCUGCUGGUCCCCGAGGUCCCCCUGGCUCUGCUGGUACUCCUGGCAAAGAUGGACUCAACGGCCUCCCUGGCCCCAUUGGGCCCCCUGGUCCUCGCGGUCGCACUGGUGAUGCUGGUCCUGUUGGUCCCCCUGGCCCUCCCGGCCCUCCUGGUCCCCCUGGUCCUCCCAGCGGUGGUUUCGACUUCAGCUUCCUGCCCCAGCCACCUCAAGAGAAGGCUCAUGAUGGUGGCCGCUACUACCGGGCUGAUGAUGCCAAUGUGGUUCGUGACCGUGACCUCGAGGUGGACACCACCCUCAAGAGCCUGAGCCAGCAGAUCGAGAACAUCCGGAGCCCCGAGGGCAGCCGCAAGAACCCCGCCCGCACCUGCCGCGACCUCAAGAUGUGCCACUCUGACUGGAAGAGCGGAGAGUACUGGAUUGACCCCAACCAAGGCUGCAACCUGGAUGCCAUCAAAGUCUUCUGCAACAUGGAGACUGGUGAGACCUGCGUGUACCCCACUCAGCCCAGUGUGGCCCAGAAGAACUGGUACAUCAGCAAGAACCCCAAGGACAAGAGGCACGUCUGGUUCGGCGAGAGCAUGACCGACGGAUUCCAGUUCGAGUAUGGCGGCGAGGGCUCCGACCCUGCCGAUGUGGCCAUCCAGCUGACCUUCCUGCGCCUGAUGUCCACCGAGGCCUCCCAGAACAUCACCUACCACUGCAAGAACAGCGUGGCCUACAUGGACCAGCAGACUGGCAACCUCAAGAAGGCCCUACUCCUCCAGGGCUCCAACGAGAUCGAGAUCCGCGCCGAGGGCAACAGUCGCUUCACCUACAGCGUCACUGUCGAUGGCUGCACGAGUCACACCGGAGCCUGGGGCAAGACAGUGAUCGAAUACAAAACCACCAAGACCUCCCGCCUGCCCAUCAUCGAUGUGGCCCCCUUGGACGUUGGUGCCCCAGACCAGGAAUUCGGCUUCGACGUUGGCCCUGUCUGCUUCCUGUAAACUCCCUCCAUCCCAACCUGGCUCCCUCCCACCCAACCAACUUUCCCCCCAACCCGGAAACAGACAAGCAACCCAAACUGAACCCCCCAAAAGCCAAAAAAUGGGAGACAAUUUCACAUGGACUUUGGAAAAUAUUUUUUUUCCUUUGCAUUCAUCUCUCAAACUUAGUUUUUAUCUUUGACCAACCGAACAUGACCAAAAACCAAAAGUGCAUUCAACCUUACCAAAAAAAAAAAAAAAGAAUAAAUAAAUAACUUUUUAAAAAAGGAAGCUUGGUCCACUUGCUUGAAGACCCAUGCGGGGGUAAGUCCCUUUCUGCCCGUUGGGCUUAUGAAACCCCAACGCUGCCCUUUCUGCUCCUUUCUCCACCCCCUCUUGGGGCCUCCCCUCCACUCCUUCCCAAAUCUGUCUCCCCAGAAGACACAGGAAACAAUGCAUUGUCUGCCCAGCAACCAAAGGCAAUGCUGAAACACCCAAGUGGCCCCCACCCUCAGCCCGCUCCUGCCCGCCCAGCACCCCGAGACCCUGGGGAGACCUGGGGUUCUCAGACUGCCAAAGAAGCCUUGCCAUCUGGCACUCCCAUGGCUCUUGCAACAUCUCCCCUUUGUUUUUGAGGGGGUCAUGCGGGGGGAGCCACCAGCCCCUCACUGGGUUCGGAGGAGAGUCAGGAAGGGCCACGACAAAGCAGAAACAUCGGAUUUGGGGAACGCGUGUCAAUCCCUCGUGCCGCAGGGCUGGGCGGGAGAGACUGUUCUGUUCCUUGUGUAACUGUGUUGCUGAAAGACUACCUCGUUCUUGUCUUGAUGUGUCACCGGGGCAACUGCCUGGGGGCGGGGAUGGGGGCAGGGGGGAAGCGGCUCCCCAUUUUAUACCAAAGGUGCUACAUCGAUGUGAUGGGGUGGGGAGGGAAUCACUGGUGCUAUAGAAAUUGAGAUGCCCCCCCCAGGCCUGCAAAUGUUCCUUUUUGUUCAAAUCUAUUUUUAUUCCUUGAUAUUUUUCUUUUUUUUUUUUUUUUGUGGAUGGGGACUUGUGAAUUUUUCUAAAGGUGCUAUUUAACAUGGGAGGAGAGCGUGUGCGGCUCCAGCCCAGCCCGUUGCUCACUUUCCACCCUCUCUCUACCUGCUUCUGGCUUCUCAGGCCUCUGCUCCCUGACCUCUCUUCUCUGAAACCCUCCUCCACAGCUGCAGCCCAUCCUCCUGGCUCUCUCCUAGUCUGUCCUGCGUCCUCUCUCCCCGGGUUUCAGAGACAACUUCCCAAAGCACAAAGCAGUUUUUCCCCCUAGGGGUGGGAGGAAGCAAAAGACUCUGUACCUAUUUUGUAUGUGUAUAAUAAUUUGAGAUGUUUUUAAUUAUUUUGAUUGCUGGAAUAAAGCAUGUGGAAAUGACCCAAACAUAA
Rhinopithecus roxellana (golden snub-nosed monkey) is the source of this 5912-nucleotide messenger RNA. RefSeq names its product collagen type I alpha 1 chain (gene COL1A1). Gene Ontology annotation, molecular function: protein binding; extracellular matrix structural constituent. The transcript is spliced from 51 exons. The record is from RefSeq and is a predicted model, not a curated record. The coding region runs from base 123 to 4517 and encodes 1464 amino acids. NCBI's taxonomy places the organism in Eukaryota, Metazoa, Chordata, Mammalia, Primates, Cercopithecidae.